GCUCACCGCCCUCUCAAAGAAGCAUUAACUUGCUUCACUUCCUUUCGCGCCCGCUCAAUUGAAAUUCCAUCAGUCAUCAUGGCCGCACCGUUUGUCAACCAGAUUGCGUUCCGUGCUCAGAAGACAAUGGGCAUGCUGGGUGGAUCUCCGACUUAUAAUGAAUUGGAGAAUUUUCCCAAGCCGGAGGGAACAUCUCGCAUGUUUCAGUAUACUCAGGACGGUCGAUUCUUCGCGCAUGCGCUUCCCAAGUGCGUCCGCAUCCUUCAUGCUGAAACGCUCUUGCCUUUGCGCGAGCUGCCCAUUGAAAAUGUCAUCGAGCUCAACCUUUCCCCUCUGGGCAACUACCUUUCCACUUGGGAACGCCCUUUGACCUUUGAGGAUGGAAGGCAGCACAAGAACUUGCGCGUGUGGAAUGUGACCACCGGCGAAGAAGCUAUCGCUCUGACGCAAAAGACCCUGGAAGGAUGGGAUCUUCAGUAUACCUCUGCCGAAACACAUGCGGUGCGCCAGGUCGGACAGGAGGUUCAGGUUUUCAGUCCUAGCGACUGGGGUCGGGGUGUUGUCGACAAGCUGCGGAUCGAAGGCAUGAAGACCGUGACACUCAGCCCGGGCCCCAAUCCAUCGAUAGCUGUCUUCAUCGGAGAGAAGAAGGGUGCACCUGCUUCAGUUCGCAUUUAUUCGCUUCUGACGCUCGCCUCUCCGCCAAGCUCUCAGAAGACGUUUUACAAGGCUGACCGCAUCGUUGUGAAGUGGAACAAAUUGGGCACCCAUGUUCUGUUCCAGACUCAGACGGAGGUGGAUCAGACCAACAAGAGUUACUAUGGCGAGAGCAACCUAUACAUGUUGGCAGCGGCGGGCACAUUUGACUGUCGCGUCACCUUGGAUAAAGAAGGGCCAAUUCAUGACUUCACUUGGAGUCCGAACUCAAAGGAGUUCCUCGUAAUCUAUGGCUACAUGCCGGCGAAGGCCACCCUUUUUGAUCAGCGUGUGAAUCCCAUUCAUAACUUUCCCACGGGACCUCGCAACUUUGUGGCCUUUAAUCCUCAAGGUCGGUUGAUUGCUGUGGCUGGUUUUGGUAACCUUUCUGGAUCCAUCGAUAUCUACGACCGCCGCACGCUCAACAAAGUUUGCCUCAUUGAAGCCCCAAAUACAAGCUGGUGCGAGUGGAGCCCAGAUGGUCUCUUCCUUUUGACCGCAGUACUGAGUCCUCGCCUCCGGGUGGACAAUGGCAUCAAGAUUUGGCACUGUACCGGCACUAUGCUGCAUGUAUUCAAUCAGGACGAGCUGUAUCAAACAACUUGGAAACCUGCUCUGAUAACUGAUGUGCCGGAAAUCAGUCAAUCUCUCCCCACCUGCCCUAUCCCGUCAGCCUCUGUCAUCCAGACCACCGCCGCGUCCCCACCUCCCAAGGCCGUAGGUGCAUAUCGUCCCCCGGGCGCUCGUGGAACUGCAACGCCGGAUGUUUACAAACGGGAGGAUGAGGGCGGGGCGGUUUACAUCUCGGGGAGUGGCACCACCACACCCACCAAGCAAGGUUAUCCCGCAAAUGGACAUACUGGGACGAAUGGUUAUACCAAUCGCGGACGUGGGUAUCGUUAUGUUCCCGGUGCUCCUGCACAACCCGUUGAGGAAAAGGAGAAGCCAACCCGUCGCAGAAAGGCAAAUAAGAAGAAGGAUACCAACGGCACCGAGCUACCAGUAUCCGUUGAUGGUCAGGUCAAUGGGAAUACUACUCGGCCUCCCGCCGAAAUUCUAUCCAAACUGAGCAUUGAUCCCAACCCUUCUACUGCUGAAGGAAACUCGCCGAUGGAACCUUUUACUCCAGGUGGAGAGGGUUUAGAUCCUGUAGCGAAGAAGAUUCGCAGCCUGAACAAAAAGCUGAAAGCGAUCGAGGAGCUGAAGGAGAAGGCGAAGCGUGGGGAGAAGAUGGAGAUUACGCAGCUCAGGAAAUUGGAGGGCGAGGCAGAUGUGCGAAAGGAACUCAAUGCACUGACAGCGAAUGCAUAGAGUUAAUCGUGCUUCUCUAUUUCUCCUUUAUAUCGUUUAUAUACGCGCACCGCUGCUCUAUUUGUAUCCGGUGCCUCAUUAAUAAAAGGCCGGAGAACCACAUUCCUUUGUCAGACAGCGAUGGGUUAAGGUACA
Messenger RNA from Dacryopinax primogenitus, 2142 nucleotides. Its product is annotated as eukaryotic translation initiation factor 2A. Gene Ontology annotation, biological process: translational initiation. NCBI's taxonomy places the organism in Eukaryota, Fungi, Basidiomycota, Dacrymycetes, Dacrymycetales, Dacrymycetaceae. The record is from RefSeq and is a predicted model, not a curated record. Gene Ontology annotation, cellular component: cytosolic small ribosomal subunit. The transcript has 11 exons. The coding region runs from base 79 to 2007 and encodes 642 amino acids. Gene Ontology annotation, molecular function: translation initiation factor activity; mRNA binding; protein binding.